GGGGAGGGGGCUGAACGGAGAGGGAGCCCGCGAGCGAGCUGUCGCUUAGCUGUGGUUUAGCUGCAGCAGCCUGGUGCUUCCUUUCUUUUUCUGGCUAGGAAGUAGCCAGAAAGAGUGGGCUGUGUUUCCCGCCAUGCCUGCUGGGGCCGGGGUUGGUCCAUGACGGGGGCGUGGCCUCGCUGGGCGCCGGUGUGGAAGCGGCCCUGUGUCUACCACUAAUGUCGUGCUAAUAAGGAGCCUUCCGCUUCCACCUCUUUGGAACUAUCAUUCUCAAAGCAUCUCGUGCUUGCUCUCACUCACCACCACAUCCCUAUCCCACCCUUGUCAUUUAAGGCUUUGGGAUGCUAUUUAAGUAUAUUUCAUACAAAUUUCUGUUCCACAAUUUCCCUUCUCAAUUACACUUUGAUCAGUGUCGCCUAUGCUUAAUGCGUUAUUGUGGCGUGUUAGUAGAGUGUACAGUUAGUAAGGUCAGUGUGCACUGAUGCUUGCAAUAUGUAACUUAAUUGACAAAAUAAAAAAUGAGCAUAAAAAUCAUUAAUUUUUAAAACUUACGUGGCAUAUAAGAGAAAGUCACCAUUGUUCCUGCCACUGCUUUGUCCUGUGGUAGUGAGUAAUAUGAUAUAAUUAUUAAUGCCAUUGGCAUGGCUUUGUACAACACAAGAUGGAAAAUUAUGGAACUCUGACCCCUGCAUCUUUAAAAUGCAGACAUUUCUUUGCUCUAACAUAUGAUGAUGAUGGCUGCUGAUUUUUUGUGUUUUUUAAAAUGGUUUCUUAUUCAUGCAUUAUCAUCAAUGUAUGUAGCACUUUAUAGGAUGACAAGCAAAAAUAUUUCUGCUCAUCAGGAGGGGAGAGGAGAAGAAAGAGGCAAUGGAUAUUUUACAUAGGCGUUGGUGCUUGCAGGAAGAAGAGUAUUCAGCAAAAAUGUCUAGGAUUGAUAAAAUGAGCAUUCUUGGUGUGAGGAGCUUUGGAGUAGAGGACAAAGACAAGCAAGUGAUAACUUUCUUCAAUCCUUUAACUGUCUUGGUGGGACCAAAUGGUGCUGGUAAAACGACUAUCAUAGAAUGUCUCAAAUAUAUUUGCACCGGAGAUUUCCCACCUGGCACCAAAGGAAGCUCAUUUGUUCAUGAUCCAAAGGUUGCCAAUGAAACGGAUGUCAGAGCUCAAAUUCGACUUCAGUUUCGUGAUGUUAAUGGAGAGCUUGUAGCUGUCCAACGAUCCAUGGUAUGCACUCAGAAAGGAAAGAAAACAGAAUUUAAAACUCUUGAAGGAGUCAUUACCAGAACAAAGCAUGGAGAAAAAGUCAGUCUAAGCUCCAAAUGUGCAGAAAUUGACCGAGAGAUGAUUGGUGCCCUUGGCGUUUCCAAGUCUGUGAUUAAUAAUGUCAUUUUCUGCCAUCAAGAAGAAUCCAACUGGCCCCUAAGUGAAGGAAGGGCUCUGAAACAAAAAUUUGAUGAGAUCUUUUCAGCAACAAGGUAUAUUAAAGCCUUGGAAACGCUUCGCCAGGUCCGUCUGAAGCAGGGUCAGCGGGUUAAAGAGUGUCAAGUGGAACUGAAGUACUUAAAACUGAAUAAAGAAAAAGCACAUGAGAUACAGAAUCAGCUUACUAACAGAGAAGCUCAACUGGCUGCCUCUAAGGAAAAUGUCAGAUCUAUUGAGAACCAGCUUGAACCUCUAAAGAAUCGUCUGACAGAAAUAGAACAGAAUCUUAUAAAAGUAAUGAGACUUGAUAAUGAAAUUAAAGCCUUGGAAAGCCGGAAAGAACAGAUGGAAAAAGAUAACCAGGAUUUGCAACAAAAGAUGGAGAAGGUUUUUCAAGGAACCGAUGAUCAGCUUAGAGAUAUGUAUCAAGACCAUCAGAAAACAGUGAGAGAAAAAGAGAGGAGACUAACAGAAUGCCAGAGAGAACUGGAAAGAGCUAACAAGGAAUGUCAAAGGUUUAACAGGGAAAAAUCAGAACUGUUAGUUGAACAAGGUCGUCUUCAGCUACAAGCAGAUCGUCACCAACAGAAUAUUAGAACCAGGGAUUCACUAAUUCAGUCUUUGGCAGCUCAGUUGGAAUUAGAAGGGUUUGAAAGAGCACCUUUUAAUGAAAGGCAGAUUAGCAGUUUUCACAGACUUGUGAAGGAAAGACAGGACAAAGACAUGGAAGCUGCCAAUCAGUUGAUGAGAGAGUUUGGAGAGAAGGAAACAAUGAAGCAACAGCAAAUAGAUGAAAUAAGAGACAAAAAAACUGGACUCGAAAGAACCAUUGACCUAAAGACAGACAUCCAAAAUAAAAAGCAUAUUGAAGUGAAAAAUAUGAAACAUGAAUUGAAUCAACUUGAAGGGUCCUCAGAUAGGCUCUUGGAGCUAGAUCAGGAACUUGCCAAAGCAAAACAUGAGCUAGAUGAAGCUCAGAAGAACAGCAAUGUAGAAGCCUUAGAAACAGAAAUACAAGGACUUCAAAAAGAGAAGACAAGUUUGGACACUGUUCUUCGGAAAUUAGAUAAAGAGAUGGAACAGCUGAACUUGAAUACUUCAAUAAUAACCCAAAUGGACAUGCUGAAGAAAGAUAAGGCUGACAAAGAAGAACAAAUCAGAAAAAUAAAAGCCAGGCACAAUGAAGAGUUAAUCUCCUUGAUAGGAUAUUUUCCCAACAAAAGACAACUUGAAGAUUGGCUUCACUCUAAAAUGAAAGAGAUUAAUCAGACAAGAGACAAACUUGCCAAGCUAAACAAAGAACUUGCUUCAGCUGAGCAGAACAAGAAUCAUAUUAGUACUGAACUAAGAAAAAAAGAGGAGCAAUUGUCUAGCUAUGAAGAAAAGCUUUUUGAUGUUUGUGGAAGCCAGGACUUUGAAAGUGAUCUAUACAAACUUCAGGAUGAAAUUGAAAAAACAUCCAAGCAGCGAGCCAUGCUUGCAGGAGCCACAGCAGUCUAUUCACAGUUCAUCACACAGUUAACAGAUGAAGACCAAUCGUGUUGUCCAGUUUGUCAGAGGGUCUUCCCAACAGAGGCCGAACUACAGGAUGUGAUAAGUGAUCUUCAGUCCAAGCUGCGCCUUGCUCCAGACAAACUGAAGGCAACAGAGUCUGAGCUUAAGAGGAGAGAGAAGAGACGUGAUGAAAUGAUGGCACUUAAGCCUGUCAGGCAAACAGUAUCUGAACUCAGAGAAAAAGACAUACCUGACUUAAGGAACAGGCUACAAACGCUCAACAGAGAGAUUCAACGCAUUAAAGGUGAUGUAGAAGAACAGGAAACUCUCCUGGGCACAAUUAUGCCUGAGGAAGAAAGUGCCAAAGCAUGUCUGCAGGAUAUUACACUUAUGGAAAGGUACCAGACUGAUCUAAGAGAUGUUGAGCGAAGAAUUGCUCAGCAGGCUGCUAAGCUCCAGGGAGUGGAUUUAGGCCGAACUCUUCUACAAGUGAGCCAAGAAAAACAAACGAAAAAACAUCAGUGGGAUACAGUUACUGGCAAAAUAGAAUUGAAGCAGAAUCUUAAACAAGACCAACAAAAUCAGAUCCAGUGUCUAAAGAGUACAGUGAAUGAGCUUAAAGCAGAAAAAAUUGAAAUUUCCAGUCGUAUGCAACGUCGACAGCAGCUGGAAGAGCAGACUGUGGAGCUGACCACAGAGGUGCAGUCCUUGAACAGAGAGAUCAAAGAAGCAAAGGAACAAAUACUUCCUUUGGAGAAAACCUUAGAAAAACUACAACAAGAAAGAGAAGAGUUAAUUGACAAAAAGAACAAAAGUUACAAAAUGACACAUGAGAAGAUAAAUGAGACUAAAGAAAAGGUUAAAAAUAUCCAGAACUACUUAAAAGAGAUUGAGAAUUAUAUUCGAGAAGGGAAAGACGAAUACAAACAGAAAAAGGAAUCUGAACUUGAUGAAGUCAAAGAUCAACUAGCAGAAUGUGAGAAAAGGAAAGAGAGGACAAAUAAAGAAAUGGGAACCAUUAGACAAGAUAUUGAUACGCGGAAGAUCCAGGAGCGGUGGUUAGAAGAUAAUCUUACUCUGAGAAAAAGAAAUGAAGAUCUGAAAGAAGUUGAAGAUAACAUAAAGCAGUAUAUGAAAGAGAUGGGGGAAAUGCAAGUCCCACAGCUGAAAAAGGACCAACAGCAUUUAGAGGGGAAAAUAGAGGAUUUGAAAAGAAACCAUAGCUUGGCACUUGGCCGACAGCAUGGAUUUGAGGAAGAGAUCCUUAGGUUUAAGAAAGAGCUCCGAGAUGCACAGUUUAAAGAUGCUGAGGAAAAAUACAGAGAAAUGAUGAUUGUUAUGAGGACAACAGAGCUGGCAAACAAGGACCUUGACAUCUACUACAAAGCGCUGGAUAAAGCAAUAAUGAAAUUUCAUAGCAUGAAAAUGGAAGAAAUCAACAAAAUAAUUCGUGACCUUUGGCAAAGCACAUACAGAGGACAAGAUAUUGAAUACAUAGAAAUUCGAUCUGAUGCAGAUGAGAAUGUGUCUGCUUCCGACAAGAGGAGGAGUUACAAUUAUAGAGUAGUAAUGAUAAAAGGAGACACUGCUCUCGAUAUGAGGGGCAGAUGCAGUGCUGGCCAAAAGGUACUUGCUUCCCUCAUUAUUCGUCUUGCUCUGGCGGAGUCCUUCUGUCUCAACUGUGGCAUUCUUGCUUUGGACGAGCCCACUACUAAUCUUGAUCGAGAGAAUAUUGAAUCUCUUGCACAUGCCCUGGUGGAGAUAAUAAAAAGUAGAUCCCAGCAGCGUAAUUUUCAACUGCUUGUGAUAACACACGAUGAAGACUUUGUGGAGCUUUUGAGUCGUUCCGAGUAUGUGGAGAAAUUCUACAGAAUUAAGAAGAACCUUGACCAGUGUUCAGAGAUUGUGAAAUGUAAUGUCACAUCUUUGGUAUCUUAUGUUCACUAGAGCUUACAAGUAAUUUUAUAUUAUAACGUUACUUGUGAUGAAAAUGAAGACUCUCCUUUGGAUGAUAGGAGCUAUAUUUCGUUGAAUGUAUCUUACUUAAUAGUAACAAACUACUAAUUAAUCUCAGUGUUCCCCUUUUCAAUAAAAUAAAAGUUAUUAACACAAA
Hemicordylus capensis (graceful crag lizard) is the source of this 5026-nucleotide messenger RNA. RefSeq names its product RAD50 double strand break repair protein (gene RAD50). Gene Ontology annotation, molecular function: G-quadruplex DNA binding; ATP hydrolysis activity; double-stranded telomeric DNA binding. Gene Ontology annotation, biological process: telomere maintenance via telomerase; double-strand break repair; telomere maintenance via recombination. Gene Ontology annotation, cellular component: Mre11 complex; condensed nuclear chromosome; nucleus. Bases 868 to 4860 code for a protein of 1330 amino acids. Lineage: Eukaryota; Metazoa; Chordata; Lepidosauria; Squamata; Cordylidae. The record is from RefSeq and is a predicted model, not a curated record. The transcript is spliced from 26 exons.